AUGACGGCGAUUAGAUCGCUCAAGCAGCGUAUUUCCAGAGAGGCGAUAGACGUGGAGUACGGAAGCACCAACAAAACAGAAAAAUGGAUCUCGUGGGCAAGCAUCAGGAGCAUAAUCACGGAAACGGCUGGUGAUGUAGUCGGCGAACUGACAACGGACAAACGCCUCGCCAAGAGUUUGAAGACGUUUGCCCUCUCAAAAGCACGGCGACUUCUUGCUCUUCUGGUCUACACAAAAUGCGAGGAAUGGUUCGAGCUGUUCUACCGCAACGACUUCGGCGACGAAAUGUUUCCUAUCGAAAUCGUCGGCAAGGGCAGCCAGCGCGCCGUGGAGUCGACGAAAACGGGGAAGAGGGCUGAUUUCCUCGAGGAGCAACUUGGGGAUUGUGAGAUCGAAUCGAUAUGCGAUAUGUGGCAGUGGAUGUUCUUCGUCCCAGUCUUCAGUCCCAACGACAAAACUGCGAGCGUCUUUCAUUGGCGGUGCCGGCUGCCUUUUAUAAAAGAGUACAAUACUUACGAUUCAAACUUCAGCUCCGUCACACAUCUUGUCAUGCAUCGCGAUCACCUGAAGUUCGAACAUGAUGAUCAGAUUGGUGCUGUUUUAGACAGUAAUGGAAAUCCUCAUGUGGCCGUUAAGAAGCUUCUAGCCCGGGGCACCCCUGAAAAGUUUCAGAAAGUUGUCGAAAACGAGGCAUCGGUUCUAGGCCGUUUCCAGGACCACAACCACCCGCACUUCAUCAGAGCGAUUGCAAGAUACACUCAGGAGAACCACCAUUACUUCAUCUUCCCCUGGGCCAAAGGAGGAAACCUCCGAGAGUUCUGGAAGAAUCAACCCAGCCUGAGCAGUGCAUCGCCCAACUUUAGCUCCCACGACUGGGAUGUUUACAUCAGGUGGUUCUUUGACCAGUUAGUUGGCCUUGCCGAUGCCAUCGAAAAGCUACACUAUCCAGCCAACCAGUAUGGUGUAUCAUGCCGCCACGGAGACCUGAAACCGGAGAACAUCCUCUGCUUCGGCUUGCUCAAUUCGGGCCCCGGGAAAAUCCCCAAGGGCGCUAAGCUUGUUAUAGCCGAUGCCGGACAUGCGAAAGUCCACGAAAAGGUUACGGAGCUUCGACAUGACACUACGAAUACGCCAACUGGCACAAAUACCUACAAACCGCCAGAAGUUGUGUACCUAUCCAAGGACGCUAGAUCAAGACGAUACGAUAUUUGGUCUCUUGGCUGUUUAUACCUUGAGUUUCUCAUUUGGAUCCUGUAUGACAAUGAAGGGCUCCGAAAGUUCCGUCGCGACAUUGGAGUUAAUGAGCCCUUGUUCAGAGAACACCCAGAAAUGGCGGUAAAGGACAUGGUUCGAAAGUGGAUCCAAUACAUCAAAGAAGACCCUCGAUGUUCAUCGGCCGGGCCGACAGCACUCAGACGUUUUGUGGAACUCAUUGAAAGCAGGCUCCUAGUCGUCAAAAUCAUAAUACGCCACGACUCAAAAUCGGAAUUUGAGGCAACAGAUUAUUCAAAGGAACAUGCUGAAUCGUCUUACGCAGAAGGCAGUGUUCCCUGGCCUUUGGUGACACGUCCAACAUUCGAGAUUGAUGCCAACGAGACGGAGCGGGCCGAUGCGAGAGAAAUGCUCAAGGAGAUGCGCAAGAUACGCGAAGCAGCAAACGGCGCUUCCCUCCCGUGGAUCAAUUGGGACGGUAUAGCAAAACCAAGGUCACCUUGGCCCACGGCCAGCCUCGACACUCGCAGCCGAGCGGGUUCUCUCAGGGGAAGUGACAGCCUGAUGCCGCAAGCAAGGGUAUAG
Molecule: messenger RNA, 1797 nt
Organism: Colletotrichum graminicola M1.001
Lineage: Eukaryota; Fungi; Ascomycota; Sordariomycetes; Glomerellales; Glomerellaceae
Product: protein kinase domain-containing protein
Exons: 2
Coding region: 1-1797 (598 amino acids)
Biological process (GO): peptidyl-serine phosphorylation; peptidyl-threonine phosphorylation
Molecular function (GO): ATP binding; protein serine/threonine kinase activity
Source: RefSeq, a predicted model, not a curated record